Molecule: messenger RNA, 2611 nt
Organism: Elaeis guineensis (African oil palm)
Lineage: Eukaryota; Viridiplantae; Streptophyta; Magnoliopsida; Arecales; Arecaceae
Source: RefSeq, a predicted model, not a curated record
CAUACGGGAGGUGGGUUCCUGUUGGCAUACCAGCGAUCCCAAGAAAAGGUCUUUCAUCUAUUCCAACCACCUUCAAGAAGCCCUCUCUCUCUCUUUCUCUGCAUUACUAGUACUCCAACACCUUUUCUUGUGCUUGGGUUCUUGCAGAGAACUCUUUCGUUUCUUCUGAGUGUGUUCUUGGUUCGGAGGCCUGCUUAGAAUGGCGGACACAGGACCAGGGAGCGAGAAGGAGAGCUCAAGUGAAAAAGCAGUUCCUGUAACUGAAUCGGAAGUUACGGGAUUGGAUGUUCCUGAAGAAGACAGUCGAGCUCUUCAUUCUCAACCUGCGAGCAUGCCAGUCUCACAUGCUGUAACUGAAUCAGAGGGCACUGGGAUUGGAGGAAGGGAAAAUAUAGCAGAUGAGUCCCAAAAAACCAAGUCAGAAGCUAUUAAGAAGGAAAGCCAAGUGAAUAAUGAUGUAAACGAGCCAUCAACAGAAGAACAAAAUUCAGCAGAUGAGACCUUGCUGUUGCUGGUUAGGGAUGAAGACCAGAAACUGGAACUAGAAGCUGCAACAGUGGAGGUGUCCGGUGCACAACAGAAGCUGAAAGAUCCACUGGAUGAGAAGCAAGCUGUAAAUGAGAGCACCACUAAAGCUUCUUCCACAUUGCAGGAUAACAAUGAUUCUAUGGGUCUCACAGAAGAAGGUCAGGAAGAGGAAGUAACUGAUGCUGAAGUUCUCAAAGAAGAAUGCCAAGCUCCUCAGAAUCAGCCAGAGUAUAGGUCAGUCUCACAUGCUGUAAUUGAGACAGAAGGUUCUGAGAUUGGAAGUGGGGAAAGCGUAGCAGACAAAUGCACACAGAAUACAUCAGAAACUAUCGAGAAUGAAAGCCAAGCAAAUAAUGAUUCAAAGGAGCUGUCGCCAGAAGCAAAAGAUUCACCAGAUGAGAACAUCCUGUUGCUGGUUAAAGAUGAAGAUCCGAAACCGGAACUAGAUGCUGUAGCAACAGGGAUAUUCAGUACACAAGAGAAGCUGCAUCUGGAUGAGAAGCAGGCUGUGAAUGAGAGUGCUACCGAAGAUGCUUCCAUAAUGCAGGUUGAACCUGAUAGCAUAGGUAUCACCACAGAGACCCAGAAAGAGGAAGCAGCAAAUGCUGAGGUGGUGAAAGAAGACUGCCAAGUUCUUCAGAAUCAGCCUGAGGGCACACUAGUCUCACAUAGUGAGACUGAAUUGGAGAGUUCUGAGACUGGACAAGGCCAAGAAGGAAUGAUGCAACCUCAGUUAUCCUCCUCAGAAAAGUCUGGAGAUAUUACAGUUGUGAUUGAGAAGCAACAGAAUGAUGAGCAGAUCAUUGAUGAACUGCAAAGUGAGGUGAAGCAGCUUGAGGCUAUUAAUUCUCGGUUGUGGUUUGAAGCUGCUGAAGUUUCAGGGAGACUUGGAGAUGCACAAAUGAAUUUGGACAGACUGAAAAAGAUACUGAAAGAUAAGGACGUUGCACAAGAAUGCAUGUCUUCAGCAGUCGUUGCACAUGCUUUGAAAAAUCAAACUGCCACAAAAGAUGCAGAGGAUCAAACUUUGGAUACGCCCAGUGAAAUAAAAGCAAAAGAGGCUGAGAGCUCCAUCCUCGCCUGCAAGAAAAUGAAUGCUGAAAUAAAGUAUUUAGUGGAAACAAUCAACAGGCAGAAGCAAGAAAUUGACUCUUUAUCUAAGAACAAUGAUGAAUUGCUUAAACGGCAUGACGGUGAAAAUGCCAAGAAUGAAAAGAUAGAAGAAAUGUUGAAGAAUCACAAAGAGAGGAUGAUUGAGGAUCAAAAGGUACUCUAUGAAGCAAAUUGUGAUAAGCACAAGGUUGUGAAGUUAAUGGAAGAGCAGCGAAGCGUGAUGAAAUGUGUGGCUGAGUCCAACAUGGCUUCUCUAAGUGAUGCACUUCAGACGCUGGAAACUGUCUUCGAGGAACAUUGCAAGGCUAUCCAGAGGCAACUAUCUAACUGCACCGAAGGGAUUCAAAUGGUACUGUCACUGCUUCGUGGGAAUAAAAGUACCACAGAUGAGAAUGAUAGGUUGAUAAUUAAGUUUUUGUCCACAUAUAUAGUAAAUGUGGUCUUGCACGACACGAAUCGCAAAAUAAAAGAGAGGCUGGAAGAAGAUGAAAGACUGUUAGAGAAGCAUUCGCAAUCUCAGCAUAAAUUGGAGAGACUGAAGAAUAAGGUGGUGGCAAGGGAAAAGGAAUUAGCAGCUAGGGGGGAGAAGAUGGAUGAGGAUAUAAACCAGUUGAACAAUGCUGUCAACUACUACCGUGAAAGAUUCGAUCAGCUUUACAACAAUUACUAUGGAAGAGAAGGGCGUUCAGCAUAUGAUCUAUGCUAAAAUGCCCAUAUUCUUUCGUCGGUAUUCACCAGUUCUGAGGAUGUAAGAAGAUGAUGAGAGAGAUUUGAUCUUUGAUAAUGUUCCUUGGAGAAUUUUCCCACAUAUUGAGUGCUCUGAUUCGUGACUCCAAGGUGCCUGAGUAAUUCCCAGUUUCGUCAGCUUUCAAAUUUAGCACUAACUUUUCACGAGCCUGAGUUGUAUGAUUUGCAUUACAUCAGUCUUAGUAACAAAUCGUGAUAAAGAAAUGAAAGAACUAUACUUUUG